UCAAACUUGCUUUGGUAGCACUUCCACUUUAUAGGGAUUGGCCGCACUUGCCCCUGCAUGCAACCCUCAGGAUUUAGGCAAUUGGAUUGUAUUUAUUAAACAUUUGCGGCUUUUGUUUUGAUUUCGAUCUCCUUCUACAUUCGGUGAAAAUUUGAAUUCAGACAAUUUUGCAAUCAUGUCCACCAAGAAGGAUAUUUUAUAUGAAGUGGAUCGAAACCAAAAGCGCAAAUCAAAUAUAUACAAUGCCGAUAAAGAAACAACUGAGGAUGCUACCGUGAAUGGCGGUUGUCCAAUGGAAACAUUUCAACAACAGGCUUUAGAAAUACGAGAACCCGGUCUUGAUUUCGAUCCCUCUGUAGCACCAAAAGACGGCGAUGAAUAUCUUAUGCAUAUGUUGUAUGAACGAAAAAAGUGUCCAGCCGUAAUGGUACGGGAGCCGAACAAGUGUAAAAAGAAUAGAACUGCCGCUGCUUUGGCCGAAAAUUUCAAAGAUGAAGACGAACCUUUGAAAUCUAUCGCAUAUAACGGAAUACUGCCUACAAAAGAGUGGAAGGACUAUCAGAUUAAAGAUUUUGAAGCUACGCGCGAGAAAAUAGUGCUUCUACGUUUAGAACUGCACAGACAACGAUACGACCAAACGCUGGAACCUCCAUUAAUAGCUGAUCCAGUUGCAUGGCAUCAAUUCUGUCACGACAAUCCACCAUAUCUAAAAACAAUAUUGCGCUUCAGUCAGCGCACCUUAGAGCAACUUUUGGAAUUCAUUUGUGAUUGGCUGCGUGCUGGUGAAGAGAAAGUAGUUUUGGAAAAUAUUUCUUCAGAGGACGACAUAAUGCCUUCGACUUCAAGUGCCGGCUGCAAUGAAAAUAUGAAACCGGUCAUAUUAGAUCUCACAGAUACAAAUGCAUGGUUAGGUACGUGGUUAUAUGGUGCCCUUACCUGCCUACAUAUACCCAUUGAACCAGAGGUGCAUAGUACUUUACGCGACAUAGCACGUGUUUGCAUACGAUUGCGGGGUCGUUUACCAGCCACAGCAACGGGUAAAGCUGUGCCAUACAAUUUAUUCAUACUAUUGAUUGCAAAGGCAUUUGGACAAAUGGACUUUGCCGAAUUCGUUUGAUGAGCCACACUCCAUAUGGACAAUUCCACAAGCAUGUAAAAUAAAUUUUACUAAACGAUGUAGACAAAUAGAAAAGAAAGUUGAAGCAUUAACUAAAAAGUGCAAACAUGCCAUCAUUCAAAAUCUGGAAAGUAGUUUUUAUAUAAGUGAAUAAAAAACAUGUCUAACAUCAUAA
Bactrocera neohumeralis is the source of this 1292-nucleotide messenger RNA. RefSeq names its product protein Gemin2 (gene Gem2). Gene Ontology annotation, biological process: spliceosomal snRNP assembly. Bases 176 to 1117 code for a protein of 313 amino acids. The transcript is spliced from 3 exons. The record is from RefSeq and is a predicted model, not a curated record. Gene Ontology annotation, cellular component: SMN complex; nucleus. NCBI's taxonomy places the organism in Eukaryota, Metazoa, Arthropoda, Insecta, Diptera, Tephritidae.